AUAAGUUUUAACAUACGUUUUUAGCUUCAUAAAUAUUGUUUAAAAGUUAGAUUCCAGUUAAUAAAUUUUGAGCAGGAUAAGUACGGGUAUCUAUAAAUAAUUGUUUAUUUAAAACAUAUUAUCAUAUUAUUAUAUGUGAACCUGACACGUAUAACGGACUAUGGAAGAACGUAAUUAUGUAAUAUUGCUUGCUUAAAUGCUUUUAAACAUUUUACGCAGGAAUAACAACAGAUUUUAUCUAAUUCAGUCAAAUUAUGUAAUUCAUUGGGAACGGUUUAUUUAAAAAUGGUUAAUAUUUUUAAAAAGGUCGACGACUCUAAACAAUUUGAAACUGAUCCAUUAUUAAAAUCCAAGGAAGAAAAACAACCGUAUUGGAAAAAACCAUGGUUUACCCUUUUUAUAGUAAUAUUAGUAAUUGCUAUUACUACAGCUGUAAUAGUAUACAUAUUUUAUCAUAAAGACAAUUCAUCAAAUACAAUUAAUUUUUACGAAUCGGAGGCAAAUGCCGUUAAAUUUAAAGCAACAACGUCAACACGUAAUCCUAUAUAUUUUGAAGUCAAAUCUGCACAUCCAACCUCUAGGGUGUCGAGCAUAGCAACAACUAAUGAAGACUACUUCAAGCAAUGUGCACCAGUCGUUACCUGUAACCCAGACGAUAAAUACCGAACAUUCAAUGGGUCGUGCAAUAAUUUGCAGCAUCCUAGCUGGGGUGCAGCUUUAACACCGUUUUACAGGCUGAUGAACGCCGAAUUUGAUGAUGGUAAUUAUACGUUUAGAGUUCAGUUGGACGGAAAACCAUUACCUAGUGCUAGGCAAGUAGGUUUGAAAUUAUUUUAUAUAAGAGACAACCGUAACUUUGACCAUGACAAUAAUGAGUUAUUAGUUCCAUGGGGACAGUUUUUGACACACGAUAUAUCGUUUUAUCCUGAUGAUAUUCGAAAUACUUCUACUCCAGCUAAUUUAGAUCACUGUUUUGAAAAAGACAAGACCAAAAUUCCAAUUGAAUGUGAAACUGCUAUAUUUAUAACAGCAGACGACCCAGUAUAUAGCCAAUAUAAUGUAUCGCUGUUUAAAUUUGUCCGAUCUAUGCCUUCAGUGAAUUUUAGUUGCCCAUUAACACCCAGAACUAUUCUCAAUAGAAAUACACAAUAUAUUGAUGGGUCUCACGUAUACGGCUCAGACAAAGAAAUAGCCGAUGGUCUUCGAACAUUUGAAAAUGGUAAACUCAAGUCAAGGAUAUUAAAAAAUGAGGAAUAUUGUCCACAGAAUCCUGAUUCUGAAUUUAAAGAUGGCCCGUUAGGAAAAUCUAAUAUUCAAUUCGCUGCAGGCGAUAAAAACGUUAAUCAAAAUUUAGCUAUUGCAUUGUUUCAAAAUUUAUUUUUAAGAUAUCACAAUCAUUUGGCUGAUGAAAUACAGACGUUAAAUCCGUCAUGGUCUGACGAAAGAAUUUACCAAGAAACUCGCAGAAUUGUCGGGGCAAUUAUACAAGUUAUAACAUAUGAACAUUUCUUGCCAAUUAUUCUAGGAGACGAAUACAUGAAAGAGUAUGGAUUAACCGGACAGACGAUUUACGAUCCUUCAAUUAAUUCGGCUUUAUCACAAGAGAUGACAAGUGGUGCAUUCCGAGCUGUUCACAACAUUAUUCCCGCUAAAUUCAACUUUAUAAGUGCAAACUAUUCAAUCGUCGACGAAGUAGAGCCUUCAAGAGUGUUAUUGAAGCCAGACUUGCUUAUAGGAAAUUUCGAUAACAUGCUACGAGGGUUCUUGGAAACCCCUGGCCGAGCUGUACAACCAUCUUAUAAUAAUUUGAUUACAAAUGUCGUGUUUAAAAUACCAAAUUUAGAUACAUACUCAGGAUUUGAUUUAAUGUCUUACGAUAUUCAAAGAGGCAGAGAUAAUGGUCUUCCACCAUAUAACAAAAUGAGAUAUUUGUGUGGAUUAAAUAAAGCUUAUACAUUCAAUGACUUAUCCGAUUUAAUUUCUUUAGAGGAUAUUGAAACUUUAAAAUCGCUAUACUCUACUGUGCAUGACAUAGACUAUCUUGUUGGUGCUCUUUUGGAAAAACCUAGAAACGGUUCAAUGGUUGGUCCAUCAACUGCAUGUGUAAUUGGAGACAGUUUUUACAGGUUUAAAGCUGGUGAUCGUUUCUUUUAUGAUAUUCUAGGACAACCAGGAAGUUUCACCACGGCACAAAUUAAAGUAUUGAAAAAAAUCACUCUUAGUCACGUUAUGUGUACAUCAUCAAACUUGAGCCAAAUACAAAAGGAAACAUUUAGAUUUGUUGACCAUAAGUGGAUGUCAAGUAUCAAGUAUAACUGUAAAUCAUAUAAGCUGGAUUUAUCACCAUGGAAGGAUUUUUCAUCAUAAUUGCAUCAUAACAUAACUACUUUUUUUUAUAUAAUUUUCCUUUUUUCUUUGAAUAUCAAUGACUAAACAAUAAUUAAUAUUUUA
Melanaphis sacchari is the source of this 2451-nucleotide messenger RNA. RefSeq names its product peroxidase-like. The record is from RefSeq and is a predicted model, not a curated record. Bases 286 to 2367 code for a protein of 693 amino acids. Gene Ontology annotation, biological process: response to oxidative stress. Gene Ontology annotation, molecular function: heme binding; peroxidase activity. The transcript is spliced from 12 exons. Lineage: Eukaryota; Metazoa; Arthropoda; Insecta; Hemiptera; Aphididae.